Amyelois transitella is the source of this 1400-nucleotide messenger RNA. RefSeq lists its product as uncharacterized. The record is from RefSeq and is a predicted model, not a curated record. The transcript is spliced from 4 exons. Bases 437 to 1231 code for a protein of 264 amino acids. NCBI's taxonomy places the organism in Eukaryota, Metazoa, Arthropoda, Insecta, Lepidoptera, Pyralidae.
UUUAAAUUUACAAUGACUUCUUUUCUUCCAAAAACACAUAUAUUUUGUAAUGUUUCUGUAAAUAUAAGCUAUUUUACAUCAAAUAAGGGCACAAUAACUAGUGAAACGUUACUAAUUUUCGAUCAAACUAAAGAAUUUUAUUGGAUUAAUAAAUACCUUUGCACAAUUUUUAAAAAAGAACUUUGACAGUGACACUUCAUAGAAAAAGGGGCGCGCGUUUAUAAAAAAAUUUAGUAAAAACAGAAAACUUUCAAGUGCUUGGAAUGUUUGAAAAAAUGUUUAAGUGGUUUUGUGUUGCCUUUUUAACAGAAUUUAUGUUAUUUAUUGAUAUGGGUUUUAUAAGUAAGUCGAAGAGUGAGCUUCGUUUGUUCACACGUCUAAUAUUUUUACUUCAUCUGUUAUAUUUCCUUUAAUACGCUAUCAAAACUUUUUGAACAUGAGUCAGAAUGCAAGGCCUACAUAUCCCCAGUUGGAAGCUUUGGUGAAUUUUUUGGAGGAAAAUCCAGGAAUAGCUAAAGGUCAUCUGCGUUCCGCUCAAGCAAAGUGGGAGACUAAAAGAAAAUGGGAAGAAAUUACCAUUACGCUAAAUGCUAUGGGAGGGACGCAAAAAGAUGCCAAAGGUUGGACAAAGUUUUGGACUGACAAAAAAUAUGCCCUAAAGAAAGUUUUAGGGCAGCGUAAUGCAGAUGCCAACCGAACCGGAGGUGGUAGAUCUGCCAACUUACCUCCACUCACAUGUAUAGAGGAGAGAAUGGUGGCUAUUCUUGGUGGCAGGGGUUUUGCAGAAGGGGACUCUCAGUUUAGUGUUCCAAUACUACCAUCUCAGGACCAACCAUCAACCAGCCAGCCAUUGCCAGCCAGUGUAACAUCAACACCACUAGGACAACAGGAAGAUUCUAUCGUCUUACCUCUACCGGGAACUCCAGCCCACUCUCCACCUUUAGCCUCUAUGCAAUCUACCCCGAGAAGAAGCCCUCGAAUUCGAGCCAGGUUGAGUCGUCAAGCUGCCAGAACAACAGGAGAGCGAGGUAGGCGAUCUCAACUUCAAGUUGAAAGAGAUCGCCUUGUUUCCAUUGAAGAGAAGCGGGUGGAGGCAGAGCUUCUUCAGGCUAGAGCAUUGCAAGAGAAUAUGGCGGGACUUGCUGCAGCUUGCAAUAAUAUAGCUGAAGCCAUAUCAAUAUUUGGGGAAAGACUGGUUAAUGUUGUAGAAACUUUUAUGCAAUCACAUUAAAGUUUCUACAAUUAAACGUAAAAGUAAAGUAGUUUUUGGAUUUAUGGAUAUGGAUGGUAUUGCUGUUUAUUUGUUGUUUUUCUUUUUUAUUCCAUGUUAUAACUAGUAGAUUACAUUAGUAUUAUUUGACAAAUACCAAUGUUAACAGAAAUACUUUGUAAUGUGUACC